AUGGGUAGAUUAAUUGGAUUAGAAUUAUGCAAUUUCAAAUCUUAUAAAGAUAAAGCUACGAUUGGUUUUGGAUCCUCAUUUUUUACAUCUAUUAUAGGUCCUAAUGGUUGUGGUAAAUCGAACAUGAUGGAUGCUAUUUCUUUUGUAUUAGGUAUUAAUUCGACACAAUUAAGAUCACAAAAUUUAAAAGAUUUGAUAUAUAGAGGUAGAGUCAAUCCAGACUAUAAUUUGGAUUCAGCUGAACAAGAUCCAACUUCAGCUUAUGUGAUGGCAACUUAUGAAAAAGAUGAUGGAGAAUUAAUUAAAUUGAAAAGAACUCUUACAGCCAAUGGAAAUAGUGAGUAUCAAAUAAAUGAUCGAUCAGUUACAAUGUUAAAUUACUCAAAAGUUCUACAGUCAGAGAACAUUCUUAUUAAAGCAAGAAAUUUUUUAGUUUUUCAAGGAGAUGUUGAACAAAUUGCAUCUCAAGCCCCAAAAGAUUUAACAAGAUUAAUUGAGCAUAUAAGUGGUUCAAAUGAGUAUACAAAAGAGUUUGACAAGCUAAAAGAAGAAUCAGAAAAAGCACAUGAAGAAUCUAAUAUGGUAUUUGCAAGAAAAAGAAACUUGAAUUCUGAAUCAAAACAAUAUAAGGAACAAAUUGCUGAACAAAAGAAAUUUGAAAACUUAAUACGAAAAAAAACUGAGACCAUCAAAAAGAUUCAAUUGUAUAAACUAUUUCAUAAUGAAAAAAAGCAUCAUCAAUUAAAAGAUUCAAUUUCAAAAAAAAAAACUGAACUCAAAGAAUUGAAAAAUACUUUAUCGACUAGAGAAAGAAUUUUGAAGUCAAUGCAAUCAGAUUAUUCAAAAGCAAUGUUGGAACUCAAAAAAUUAACUCAUAAAUACAAUGAAUCUGAACAAAAAAUUGAAUCUACAGAAAGAGAAUUAAUACCUAUUGAUGCAAGCAAGAUUUCAUUAAGUUAUAAAAUUACUUCUCAAAAUAAAAAAGUUUCAGAUCUUGAAAAUGAUCUUGAAAGGCAAAGCAUCUACAUUAAAUCGGUUGAAAAACAGUUGAGAGAUGCAAAAAAGUUGUAUAAUCAAUUCCAAGAAAAAACUUUUGAUACAUCAAUUAUUAUAUCACCAGAUGCUCAAAAGGAAUAUGAACAAUUACGAUCGGAAUAUUUAUCUACAAAUGGUUCAGAAUUAGAAGAACAAAUUUCAUUAAUUUUAAACGAUAAAGAUAGUUUUAAAAAUAGUAAAGCAAAUCUUGAAAUUCAAAAGGCAAAUGCUGAGAAAAGAGUAAUUGAAUUGGAAUUAUUAUCAGGUGAUUUGAACUCAAAAUUAUCCGAAGCUUCAGAUGAGUUUAAAGUUAUAUUUGAUAAGAAGUCAGAAAAAACUGAAGCAAAGAAUAAAUUACUCAAACAAAAAGAUGAAUAUAAUCAAAAAGAGUUAUCUUUAAAUACUCAAUUAAGAGAUGUUCUUUUAAGAUUAGAUGAAUUAUCUUCUCAACAAAGAGAAUCAAAUAAACAAAAAAAAUUGAGAGAAAAUAUAUCAACAUUGAAGCGAUUAUUACCACAAGGUUCAAUUAAAGGAUUAGCUUAUGAAUUGAUUCAACCUUCUCAGCAAAAGUAUGAGUUAGCUUUAUCAACGUUAUUAGGUAGAAAUUUUGAUGCGAUAAUUGUUGAAAGUUCUCAAAUUGCUUAUCAAUGUAUUGAAAUUUUAAAAGAAAGAAGAGCUGGUAUAGCUACAUUCAUACCAUUAGAUUCAAUUGAUUCAGAACCAAUUGAUUUAAAUUAUUUGAGGUCUUUAUCUACCCCAGGUCUUGAUAUCUUGAAAUAUGAUAAAUCUUUAGAACCAGCAAUUAAUCACCUUAUCGGCAAUACAUUAGUCACUGAAACUAUAGAUGAAGCUAGAAACUUGAAAUUUAACAAGGGUUUUGAGAACAAAAUUGUUACAAUACAAGGUUCAGUUAUUCAUAAAUCAAAUUUAAUGACUGGUGGUCAACAAAAAUCAAAAAUUAAUUGGGAUAAACAAGAAUGGAUUAAAUUAAAUGAUGUUAAAGAGCAAAUCUCAUUAGAAAUUUCAAAAUUACAAGAAUCAAAACCAAAAGAAUUGGAUAUUAAUUUGUUAACUGAAGAAAUUAGUAAUCUAGAUGAUAAACUACCAAUCUUGCGUAAUCAAAAAUCAAGUCUUGAACGAACAAUUAAAGAUAGGCAAGUUGAAAUUGACUUUCAAAAAAGUUUGGUCCAAGGUUUUGAAGAAAAUAUUUUAAAGAAAGUUGAAGAAAUGAAGAAAAUUGAUGAAAAAGUUGAUUCUUUAACAGACGAAUUAAGAAAGAUUAAAAAUGAAAAAUUCAAAAUUUUUUGUGAAAAAUAUAGCUUAGAUGAUAUUGAACAUUAUGAAAAUACUCAUGGUAAUGCAUUGAGAUAUAAAGCCAAGGAAAGAAAUCAAUAUACCAAAGCUAUUGCAACAUUAAGUAAUAAAUUAGAAUUUGAAGAAGGUAGGUUAAAAGAAACUCAGGAUAGAAAAUCAUCAAUUGAACAUUACAUAACCGAUUUAGAUGAUGACUUGAAAAAAGUUUUACAAGAAAAAUCUCAUUUAGAAGAGUAUUUAGAUAAAUUAGAAUCAGAAAAUGUUGUUGUGAAAGAUGAAAUCAAGUCUUAUGAAACAUUAUUGGAAACUAAAAUGAAAAAAUCUAAAACUGCUGAAGCUGAUGUAGAUGAAAGUUAUAAUGAUAUCAUACAAAAAAAUAAAGAAAUUAACCAAAUUGAUGAAAAUUUAUUAAAUAUUGAUAAUGAAAGAGCAAAUAUACUUAAAUAUUGUAAGAUUCAAAAUAUUGCAUUACCACUAUUGAAAGGUGAAAUUGAUAAUAUUCCAAUCGUUGAAGAUUUGGAAGAUUCAAUAAAAGAAAUUUAUAAAAUUGAAGUAGAUUAUGAUUUAGAUGAAAAAUAUAAAGAAUCAUUUAAUAUCAAAUUAGAAAAUGAAUUAGUAGUAUCAUUGAGUAAUUUAACUGAAGAAUUGGAAUCAUUAGCUCCUAAUUCAAAAGCAAGUGAAAGGUUUAAAAAUAUUGAAAAUAGAAUUAAAAGUCAUGAUAAAGAAUAUACAAAAGCAAGAAAUAAGGAAAAACAAAUUCAAAAAAAUUUCAACGCCAUUAAAGAUUUAAGAUUUAAAAAAUUCAUGGAAGCAUUUAGUCAUAUUUCCGAAAAAAUUGAUACUAUAUAUAAAGAGCUCACAAAAUCACCAGCUUCCCCAUUAGGAGGAUCAGCAUAUUUAACGUUGGAAGACGAAGAAUUACCAUAUCUUUCAGGAAUUAAAUAUCAUACCAUGCCUCCAAUGAAAAGAUUUAGAGAUAUGGAAUUAUUAUCGGGUGGUGAGAAAACAAUUGCUGCUUUAGCAUUAUUAUUUGCAAUACAUCUGUAUCAACCUGCUCCAUUUUUUGUAUUAGAUGAAAUCGAUGCGGCAUUGGAUCAUGCAAAUGUUAUUAGAGUUGGUAACUAUAUAAAGAAACAUGCUGGACCAAAUUUCCAAUUUAUAGUUAUAUCAUUGAAAAAUUCAUUAUUUGAAAAAUCGGAUUCAUUAAUUGGAAUAUAUAGAGAACAAAGAAAAAAUAGUUCAAAAACUGUUACAUUAGACUUAAGUGAAUAUCCAGAUGAAGAAGUACCAUUAGUUAGAGCUAA
This is a messenger RNA of Insectozyma verbasci, 3653 nucleotides long. The record is from the annotation of a GenBank genome assembly. NCBI's taxonomy places the organism in Eukaryota, Fungi, Ascomycota, Pichiomycetes, Serinales, Debaryomycetaceae.